GUGGUGACGUCAGCGCCGGGCGGCGUCGCCAUUGGCGGGCGGGGCGUGACGGGCGAUGUGGCGCGCGCUGCUGCGGGCCGGGAGCGCGGCCCCUCGGGGCGGCCCCGGCGUGAGGGGAGAGCGGCGGGGCCCGAGCGCACGGACCGCGAGAAGGUGUGCUACCAUCACGAUGCCUGAAGUGAACACAGAUCACCUGGAUGAGCAGCAGGUGCAGCUCUUGGCAGAGAUGUGCAUCCUCAUCGAUGAAAAUGACAACAAGAUUGGAGCAGAGACCAAGAAAAACUGUCACUUGAAUGAAAACAUUGACAAAGGUUUACUGCACCGAGCUUUCAGUGUUUUCCUAUUUAAUACAGAAAAUAAACUGCUGCUGCAGCAGAGGUCAAAUGCAAAAAUUACAUUUCCAGAUUGUUUCACCAACACUUGCUGCAGUCACCCUCUGAGCCAUCCACAAGAGCUGGAAGAAAAUGAUGCCAUUGGUGUUCGGAGAGCAGCACAGAGACGGCUGAAAGCAGAGCUGGGAAUUCCCAUGGAGCAGGUACCUCCAGAAGAAAUCUCCUACCUGACACGAAUUCACUACAAGGCCAAGUCUGAUGGCAUCUGGGGAGAACAUGAGAUAGACUAUAUCUUAUUUGUGCAGAAGGAUGUGACCCUGAACCCUGACCCCAACGAGAUCCAAAGCUACUGCUAUGUGACACAGAAAGAACUGAAACAGCUCUUGGACAAAGCUGCCAGGAAUGAAGUUAAGAUUACUCCAUGGUUCAAGCUGAUAGCAGAGACCUUUCUUUUUAAGUGGUGGGAUAACUUGAGUAACUUGAACAAAUUUGUUGAGCAUGAAAAAAUACACCGAAUGUGAAUAGCUGGGGUAAAAGGUGCUGAAGGCCAGCAGAGAUGUGUUGUCUCAUUAACACUGAUAAAUCAUGAUGUAUGUGCAAAGAAUUGGUCCACAUGGAGCAUGUUUUAUUUAUACAGAUGUUUUUUCUUCUGUUUUUGUCCCCUCUUCCCCUCAUCCUUGGUUCUCUUGGGCCUGUUAAGAUCUCAUGUGAAAUGGGUUACAGUAGCAUGAAACCCCUGGGUUCCUCUUCCUCCAUUGCCUGGUGAAAGAUCCUCAGCCUGUGUGCCCUGCACACCUGGGAGGGAGCCCAGGCACCUCCUGCCCAGCUCAGGCAGGACUGGGGUGUUCCCACUGAACUUAACCAUGCCUUAAGUAGUGAUUACACAUGACUGUGGGCUCUGCUGUGAUGUUGAGAAGACUAAUUGCCAGAAGAAAAAAACAAUUCAAAGUAAUCAGGAUUAUUUUUAAUUGCAGAAAGCAAAUCUCUCCAGCUACUAUACUCUGUAGUUAACCAAACCCAUAAAAGCUUAAGUAAUUGGAUUGCCUGUGUGGAGUAAGUUUGACUUUGAAGUGCUGACAUAUGUGUUAAAGCUUUAGAUAAUAAACAGUGUUUGGGGCAUUUUCCCCCACCAGG
Molecule: messenger RNA, 1466 nt
Organism: Passer domesticus (house sparrow)
Lineage: Eukaryota; Metazoa; Chordata; Aves; Passeriformes; Passeridae
Gene: IDI1
Product: isopentenyl-diphosphate delta isomerase 1
Exons: 5
Coding region: 56-853 (265 amino acids)
Biological process (GO): isoprenoid biosynthetic process; isopentenyl diphosphate biosynthetic process
Cellular component (GO): cytoplasm
Molecular function (GO): isopentenyl-diphosphate delta-isomerase activity
Source: RefSeq, a predicted model, not a curated record